UGAAUAUAAUAGUGACAAUAAUUUAAAUGAUUAUGUGUCUACGGAUAAUCUAAAAGAUAAUGAUAUACUUGAAAAUGAUUUGGAAAAUGACAAUAACUAUGAGCAUCAACCAAUAUUUGCACAAUUUGGUCGCAAUUUAACUGUCGAUCAAGUCGAAUAUUACUUUGAGUUUCAAAAAUAUCCUAAAACUUCCGAAACUGGUGUCGCUAGUAUAUACAAUAUUUUUGGUUGGAAACCAGAUAAUGCUAAAAAUGCUUUUAAAAUUUCUAAUAUCCAAUAUGCUUAUGGCGAUUCUGGAACUAUUCGAUUAAUUCAGAAAUGUCUAUUUUUAGGUAUACCUGUUAAAAAAACUUACUGCUCAUGCCUUGGUGUAAAAGUAUGCAAAUUUGGCUCAGCAACUCUUAAUAUUGAACAUACAUUGGUUAAUUUUGAAGAUCAACUUUAUAAAAACAUCUUUGAUGCAAAUGAAUUUUCGGUUGAUACAUUUACUUUUAA
Molecule: messenger RNA, 495 nt
Organism: Racocetra persica
Lineage: Eukaryota; Fungi; Glomeromycota; Glomeromycetes; Diversisporales; Gigasporaceae
Source: the annotation of a GenBank genome assembly